AUGUUAAAAUGCGUUUAAAAAGCUGUCAUCUGGCAAGUACUCUUUAUCAGUCACCAGCAUAACCUUGUAAAAACGAGAGGGGACCAUUUUUAAUAAAUUUUCGAGAACUAACAGGAUGCUUUAGGAAUCGUAUGUAUUAAAUAUCAAGAAACCAUCGAGGGGAGUGGAAAUGAAGGUGCAGUUAGGAUGAAUGGAUAAACAAGGAUCGAAAUAGGUACCAGUGAGAAUCCUCUGUCACCAAUCUUAAAAAGGAUUCAAGGAGUUACAUUGUUAAUACAUAAUCAAAUCUCUACAUAAAAAUAGCAAAAGAAGAUUAUAAAUAACGCUAAAAUUUAAGCUAUUCAAAGACAGUUCGCUUUGUACUCUCUUUCACUUUUCGAAGUGUUAAGCCAGUUUAACUGGUUGCGGGAAGAGAACCUAUUCGGGAUUCUUGCCCCGUUCAUAAAAAAAUGA
Molecule: messenger RNA, 453 nt
Organism: Stylonychia lemnae
Lineage: Eukaryota; Ciliophora; Spirotrichea; Sporadotrichida; Oxytrichidae
Source: the annotation of a GenBank genome assembly